AUGCCUAGACAAGAACGUGCCGAAAGCAUCACUAACGGUCAGCUCGCCGAGAACGUCACUUCGGCCCCAAUCAGUCGUACGCAGUCUUUACCAACUGCACGAUUCCGUCCCAAUGCUGCAACUCCUGCAAGAGCCGUGGAUGAUAUCACUGGGUACCGCCGCAAAUCAUGGUUCCGAAACCUCGGUCACAAGCUCGGGUUUGAGCGAGAUAGGCAUGCAUCUCCCUCCUCGCCCCCGCCGCCUACACUUGACCCGCCGGGCAAACCAAGACCCAUCGAGAAAAGUUCGUCUGUGCAGGAAGAUUUCCUAAAGUUCAAAAAUCCCUUCGAUGCGGCAAAUAGUGACAUCCUGGUUCCUGCAUCCCCAGAGUCGUCCACUGGCAGUUUCAAGGACAGGUUCAGGCGCCUUUCCAAAACUUCAACCGAACACCGUGACCGCAGAGCCUCCAGCAGCGCCAGCGCUUGUGUUGAUAAAACCUUUGCCAAACGUGGAUCGAUCACGAGCAUGAGUAAAUCCAGUACAACCUGUCCGGUCCCAGAGCUCGCUCCACUCAUGAUCAAACACGUGGGGUUCUCGGCACAGGUGUUUUCAAAAGACCCCCCUCAAAUCAUCCCUCCUUUGAACCCUCAUCAGGGCAAUGUCGAGUUCCUUCCCGACGGCAAACUUGUCGUAACGCCGUCUGAACGCUUCCAAGAGUUGGGGCUUUGUCGCUACUUGGAUUCCAAUCAUAGCGAGGUCGCUCAAAAGGCAACAAUUCAAGCGGCUGAUAAUGCAUCUCGACUGCACGGCCAGCUCACUGGUAAGACUCGCGGCGGCUUUUUCAGUAAAGUCACUGGUGAAAACCAAACCAUGCAUAAAGCAGAAGAAUCAGAAUGGGACCGUGAGCUGCUGGAUGCGACAGUAAAAUGUCCAGUCCCCAAUAACCCUCGAAAUAGCAGCUAUGGUGCGGGAGAAAAACUCGCAUCAUCAGACGAGGAAGAAGAAGUCAAAUCGGAUGCUGAUGAACAGGAUUUGUCUCCUGAGAAAAUCUACACACGUUGUUGUCAUUUACGAGAGAUUAUGCCCAUCAAAAGUAUGUUGCGACAACUGAAGGAUGCCCGCGCUCCGAUCACAAGCCUGCGAAUCUGCAAUACCAAGCCUACUAUGAUUGAGAUUCUUGCGUUCAGUGAUUUUGUUACUAUUGUGCCAGUGAUAAGCGUCAACUUACAGAAUCUCGUGAUCACCAGUGAAAUGUUACGCAUCAUUUUGUGUGGACUUGAGCGGUCCAAGAAGCUUGGUAGGAUCAAUCUCAGCAAUACAAAACUUGAUGAGCUUGGAUGGAAAUACCUCUGUGUGUUUAUGCUUCGUACCACGUCCCUCACUGCUCUCAGUCUGGAGGUUGAUUUUUCAGAAAAAAAAUCGAGUAUCCCAGAGUUUAAUCGCCGUGAUAUGGACUGGUCUUUGUUCGACAGAGUCCUCAAAGCUCGUCCGGGAGUCGAACUCAUGGAUCUUGAGGGCACCAAGAUUCCCACAAAAUAUCUCAAGCUACUUCUGGAAGAUGGGUUUAAGAACGGACGUGCUCUCAGUGUGUCCCGCAACAACUUGACCCAUGACGAUAUAGCAGCCAUCAGGGCCUGGGCUGCCGCCGAGGGUUCCCGAGUCGAAGGAUUGGAUCUCAGCCAUAACGAUUUAAGCCAAGAGUGGGAUACAGUGCGCGAUUUGCUGUAUAACCCACAGAUUGCGCGGUUGGAACUGAAUGGUACGAAAUUGAACCGCCCUGCCACGGGCAAUCCAUUCGCAACAAAGCUGAUUAGCCAGCGACUCGAAAGCCUUGAUCUCAGCGACAACCCCCAGAUGUUCCCUAGGGAUCUGCCCCACCUCGUUGAGUCACUGCCUGCCUUCCGGCAUUUGACGCGCCUCAGUCUUAACCGGUGUGGCAUUACGCACGAUGUGAUGGUUUCACUUUGCGAAGCAAUCUCACAUUGUCACAAACUAUCGUAUCUUUCGUUGAAGGAUAACGGAUCGUGGACAGAGACUAGCGCAGCGGCUCUGUGUGUAGCUGUGCGAAUGAGUCGCAGUCUAGUUACCGUGGAGGCCGAUUUCAAUGACUGGUCAGAGCCUCAUCGGGGCAAGCUCACAAAGUACUGCAUCGAAAACCUCGAACGGAGUACUUCAGGGGCUCUCAAUGGCCAGAUAGAAGAGACGUUUACGGGAGAAAAGGAUGUCGAUGAGUUCAAGCGGGAUAUCAAUUCAUUGACUCUGCACCUGCGGGAGAACCCCAAAAUGAAUGUUGAUCAAAAGUCUAUCGACAGGGUCGUAUCUCUACGCACCAAAGUGCGCGAACAGUUGGCUCAGUUGUUGGAGAAAAAAACUUACAACACCUUGACAGUGUCGGAGCGCGAGAAACUUAUCAGCCUGUAUUACUACGAUGGAUCACUUGACCGGUUGAUCAAGGAAUGUGCUGUUUACUCUGGCCUAGUUCGUGAAGAGGACGACAAGACAGGAGACGACCUGGUCACUCCGGUCGAUUCACUCCGGCCAUCGUUAAGUCGUCGGUCAUCGGUGUCCUCGCUGCUGAGUCUCAAAAAGCAGGAACAUGAAGAGGGUGAGUUCCAUAAAAUCAACACCUUCCUGGCCCAGAACCCGGAUAUUCUGAACGAAAAGGACCUCGAUCUUACUGGCGAAACCCUUCGCAAGGCCCUGAUAGAAAAAAGCAGUGGCCAUGCGGAAACACUCCUCUCCCAGCUGCAGAAGCUGCAUGCGCUAGAUCUCGAGAAGAUCUUGGACUAA
Wickerhamiella sorbophila is the source of this 2769-nucleotide messenger RNA. RefSeq names its product MAP-ous protein 1. NCBI's taxonomy places the organism in Eukaryota, Fungi, Ascomycota, Dipodascomycetes, Dipodascales, Trichomonascaceae. The transcript has a single exon. The record is from RefSeq and is a predicted model, not a curated record. The coding region runs from base 1 to 2769 and encodes 922 amino acids.